Messenger RNA from Papaver somniferum (opium poppy), 1173 nucleotides. RefSeq names its product F-box/FBD/LRR-repeat protein At1g16930-like. The record is from RefSeq and is a predicted model, not a curated record. The transcript is spliced from 2 exons. Bases 1 to 1173 code for a protein of 390 amino acids. NCBI's taxonomy places the organism in Eukaryota, Viridiplantae, Streptophyta, Magnoliopsida, Ranunculales, Papaveraceae.
AUGGAAGGAAAUCUAGUCGAUCGAAUCAGCAUGUUAGACAACAACACUCUCAAUCACAUUCAUUCACUUACAGACACUAAAUCAGCAGUUCGAACAUCUGCGUUGUCAAAGAAAUGGGUGGGUUUAUGGAAGGAUCAGCACAAGUUAGAGUUCUAUUCAAGCAUGUUUCCUACUGAUUUGUCGUUCUUUGCGUUCGUGAACAAGGUGCUUCAAGAUCGAAACUCAGCUAUAAAGAUCGACAGCAUUAAGGUUGUUUACAACGGCGGCUCAGCCUCAUUUCCUGAUCAAGUUUCUAACUGGUUACAUGCUGCUAGUGAAGCAGAAGCAGCAGAGAUAAUAAUAAGUAGCAGACAGGAGAGAGACUGCGUCGUUCCUGUGCAAGUUUUCUCCAAUCCAAGAUUGAAGUAUUUGGAUCUGGAUUUACACUGCAGAAUUAGUAUUCCAACUCCAGAUCAGCUUGAUCUACCAGAAGUGACGCAUGUGAAGAUAAGAAACACAAACUUCGAUCAGCCAGAUCUGGGUCUAGAUCUGACAUCAAACUCUCCCAAAUUGGAAUAUCUGGAUUUUGGUCAUAUUCAAACUCGUGGUGACGGCAUCAACAUCACAGUUAUAUCCCAGUCUCUCAGAGAUUUAAAAGUGAAAAUCAGAUAUGGUGUUGGAGAUCUUUACCGUCCAAGUAUGAUGAAUGUUCAUGCUCCUGCAAUGUCAUCUCUGGUCUCCUACUGUGUAGACAAACUCGUGCUUCAAGAUGUCUCGGCCUUGCAGAGUGCCGAUGUAGCUGUAAUAAAGCCAAAUCUUCCGGUAGCCAAGCAUAACUUACAAUUUCUACAACAAAUGGUUGGGGUUAAGGAUAUGAGGAUCUCCUUCUUUCCCACUUCUCAGUUGCAGGACCCACAUUUGGAGGCGGAUGACUUGGUUAUUCCAGAUUUUGGAGCAAUGUCAAACCUGAAAUAUGUGGUGAUUGAGAACCUACAUGGGCGGGCCUCUGAAAUUGCUUUUAUCAAGUUUUUGGUUGGGAAUGUCUUUGUCUUGGAGAACAUAUGUCUGAAAUAUGCACCAGCUGCUGCUAGAGUUGGAAUUGAGACUAUUCAUUCCUUUCACCGGGAUUUGAAGCAUAUCCGCCAACAGAGACCUUUAUCUUUUCCCACCCAGUUCACCUUUUCCAACAUCUAG